This is a messenger RNA of Balearica regulorum gibbericeps (East African grey crowned-crane), 1099 nucleotides long. NCBI's taxonomy places the organism in Eukaryota, Metazoa, Chordata, Aves, Gruiformes, Gruidae. The record is from RefSeq and is a predicted model, not a curated record.
GUUGCGGGAUGACAGAAUAAGGAUAGAAAGGAUGGGAAAACUCCAUUUUGAAUACAGCCAUGCUUUCCAGCUGGUUACUGAUUUUUACACAAAAGAAGUGCCUGAUGCUACAGGUCCUCAAAAAUUAUCUGUAAUACUAAGCUUGGAUAAGCCUGUUGUUUGCUCUCUGGCAGCAGUAAUUGCAUACCUCAAAGAAUUUAAUUUGGAAAGGAUGCUUUACAAUCCAAGCGAUUUCAAACGGUUGUCAAGUGAAACUGAAUACAUGACAAUUAAUGGAACAACAAUGAAAAAUCUUGAAAUUUUACAGAAUCAGACUGAUAUGAAAACAAAAGGAAGCCUACUCUGGGUCUUGGAUCAUACUAAAACUUCCUUUGGACGUCGGAGAUUGAAGAAAUGGGUAACCCAGCCCCUCAUGAAAUCCAGUGAAAUAAAUGCCCGGCUUGAUGCUGUGUCUGAAAUGCUACUGUCAGAAUCCAGUGUGUUUGGUCAGAUUCGAAAUCUUCUUUGUAAGCUGCCAGAUAUAGAGAGAGGCCUCUGCAGUGUUUUUCAUAAAAAGUGCUCAACCCAAGAGUUCUUCUUGAUAGUCAGCACCCUGUCUCGUCUGGAUGUGGAAAUUCAAGCUCUUGUUCCAGUUAUACAUUCUCAUGUGAAAACUCCUCUAUUACAAAAUGCAUUGUUGGAAAUCCCAGAACUUCUUUCUCCAGUAAAACAUUAUUUAAAGAUCCUUAAUGAAGAAGCAGCCAAGACUGGAGACAAAACCCAGUUGUUCAAGGACCUUACAGACUUCCCUGUCAUCAGAAAGAAAAAGGAGGAGAUCCUGGAUGUGCUUUCUAAAAUCCAAUUGCAUCUGCUGGACAUUCGUAAACAGAUUAAGAAUUCUUCUGCAGAGUACGUUACAGUUUCUGGUCAAGAGUUUAUGAUAGAAGUCAAGAAUUCCCAGAAAUCAUCUGUGCCAUCUGACUGGGUUAUGGUUAGUAGCACAAAAGCUGUCAGCCGAUUCCACUCUCCUUUUAUUAUAGAAAAUUACAAACAUCUGAAUCAGCUCCGGGAGCAGCUAGUCCUUGACUGCAAUGCUGAAUGGCUAAACUUUUUAGAGUGA